CUACACUACGGGACCCUCCUGGGCAGCAGAGCUUGUGUCCACAUGGCAGCAGCUGCCUGGGGCUUUGUUUUCCUCUACGCUCUGCUGCACACGGCCAAUACAUUUUCCCUACCCCUCUGCCAGGGCAGUGCUGUGGACCAGUUCUUCUGUGAAAUCCCCCAGAUCCUCAAGCUCUCCUGCUCACACUCCUACCUCAGGGAAGCUGGGCUUCUUCUGGUUAGUGUCUGUUUAGGCUUUGGUUGUUUUGUUUUCAUCGUGCUGUCCUAUGUGCAGAUCUUCAGGGCUGUGCUGAGGAUCCCCUCUGAGCAGGGACGGCACAAAGCCUUUUCCACGUGCCUCCCUCACCUGGCCGUGGUCUCCCUGUUUGUCAGCACUGCCGUGUUUGCCUACCUGAAGCCCCCCUCCAUCUCCUCCCCAGUUCUCGACCUGGUGGUGGCAGUCCUGUACUCAGUGGUUCCUCCAGCAGAAGAGCUGGUCAGAGACGUGAAGAUUGGCUGUCGUGACCCUGACGUAGUGGGGUCCCAGCACUCCAGGGGAGUGAGGAAGCAGAACAGAAGACUGCAGACGCUGAACCUCAGAGGUCCUUUUGCCUUUGGCCUACGCUGA
Messenger RNA from Chroicocephalus ridibundus (black-headed gull), 606 nucleotides. Its product is annotated as olfactory receptor 14A16-like. The annotation marks the transcript as partial. NCBI's taxonomy places the organism in Eukaryota, Metazoa, Chordata, Aves, Charadriiformes, Laridae. The record is from RefSeq and is a predicted model, not a curated record. The transcript has 2 exons. Gene Ontology annotation, cellular component: membrane. Gene Ontology annotation, molecular function: odorant binding; olfactory receptor activity. Gene Ontology annotation, biological process: G protein-coupled receptor signaling pathway.